This is a messenger RNA of Verticillium dahliae VdLs.17, 1113 nucleotides long. Its product is annotated as ribonuclease Trv. NCBI's taxonomy places the organism in Eukaryota, Fungi, Ascomycota, Sordariomycetes, Glomerellales, Plectosphaerellaceae. Gene Ontology annotation, biological process: RNA catabolic process. The transcript has 3 exons. Gene Ontology annotation, cellular component: extracellular region. The record is from RefSeq and is a predicted model, not a curated record. Gene Ontology annotation, molecular function: ribonuclease T2 activity; RNA binding. Bases 1 to 1113 code for a protein of 370 amino acids.
AUGCACUCCGGAAAGUCCAUCUUCAGCGCCAGCCUGGCCGUGAGCGGCGCUUUGGCUGCGAACUCACUGCUCUGCCCUUCAGACGUCCCUCAGAGCUGCCACAACACGACAGCUUUUGCGAACGCGUGCUGUUUCAGUGCUCCGGGAGGCCAGAUUCUGCAAACACAAUUCUGGGACAGCAACCCCGCCACAGGCCCGGAUGAUUCGCCGGAAAACUGUGAUGGCACGUACGAGCAGUUCUGCGCUCCCGAGCGGGAGUACACCAACAUCACAGCCAUCUUGGCCGCCGCGUCUCCGUGCUCACUGAAGUACAUGGACACGUUCUGGAAGGACCAAAACGGCAACGACGAAAGCUUUUGGGAGCAUGAGUUCAACAAGCACGGCACGUGCAUGAACACGUUGGAGCCGACCUGCUACCCAGGCUACACGCCUGGCCAGGAGGUGGUCGACUACGUCAAGAAGACCAUUCAGGUGUUCAAGACGCUCCCAUCUUACGAGUGGCUGAAGAAAGCUGGCAUCGUCCCGUCCGAGACCGUGACUUAUACCCUGGACCAGAUCCAAACCGUCCUCACCGCCCACCAUGGCCACAACGUCAUUGUCAACUGCAACAAGAACAAGGAGCUCAAUGAGCUCUGGUACCACUUCAACGUCAAGGGGUCCAUCCAAACGGGCGUUUUCGUACCCGUAGACCCCGUCGGCUCGCCUUCGUCUUGCCCGAAGGAGGGAAUCAAGUAUCUGCCCAAGAAGAAGGCUGGAGCAACAACCCCAGCUGCCACAACUACAGCCGCCUCCACCUUGAGCACCGUCCUCACAUCCGCAGCCGACUCUACUUCUACGGCAAACCCACCCUCCAUCUCUGGAAAGGGCCACCUUUUCGCAGCCUCGUCUGGCGUGUCGAGUCCCGGCUUCCUCGUCUCCGGCGGCACCUGGUACCGCGGCGGCGGCACCCCGGCUACCUUCACGGCCACACCUGCUGCGGGGGGUUCAUUCACUCUCACCUCCAGCAAGGGGAACUGCGCUGUCCAAGAGAACGGGUCGCUGCUAUGCGCGUCGUCUGUCGUCGCUGGGUCCUCGUUCGUCUUACGACGGUGCGUUCUUGACGACUUUGAGUAG